Messenger RNA from Ooceraea biroi (clonal raider ant), 5933 nucleotides. RefSeq names its product twist (gene Twi). Gene Ontology annotation, molecular function: DNA-binding transcription factor activity, RNA polymerase II-specific; RNA polymerase II transcription regulatory region sequence-specific DNA binding; protein dimerization activity. The record is from RefSeq and is a predicted model, not a curated record. Gene Ontology annotation, biological process: developmental process; regulation of transcription by RNA polymerase II. NCBI's taxonomy places the organism in Eukaryota, Metazoa, Arthropoda, Insecta, Hymenoptera, Formicidae.
UUGUAUCAGAAGAGGAUUCCAAUGGAGGAGAUGCGAGCCAUAUUUAAACUGGGUGGAGCAUCGAUACUAGCACACCUCAGCGCAGGUACCAGACUGCAGCUUUUCGUCCGAGUGGGGAUGAAUGGAGAGUCAAGAAUGGAUAAGAAACGCUGCACACUGGUCCAAGCGGCAUAGGCGGGAAUGAGGCCUGCCGAUGGAGGCGGAGUUCUCUCGUCGUAAUAUGCGAUUUGAGCUAAAGCUCUUCGGGCUUCUUAAAUGAAUUGCAACCUUCGUGGCAUAAAGAACUCUACCAUCAAGUGCGAGUGCUCCGAAACGUUUGAAAAACACUCGAAAUUAUUCUCUGCCAGUUUGGUUAUUACUUUGUUUUCGGUUGUCGGUUUUCGCGUCUUCGCGAAUAUAAUCGUCGCGUGUUGAUCUGUUCAUCUGUUUGUCAGUGAAUCGUGCGCAUAAUCGUGCGAUUAUUCAAUCACAGGUGAAUGUUGCUAAGUGGGCAAGACGCGGUGAUACCCCGUGUUGUUACCGUUUCCUUAUUACUUUUAUAUUGGUUUUACGAGUUGUCUGUUGCACAAUUUUGCUCAGACAUUGCGUUGGUGAUCGCGGCAUACAGAGGAAAAGGAUUUAAAAGAGGAAAGAGACUGGUUCAUUCGAUGGGCGCUCAUCUGUACCCUGUGGAAAAGAAUAUGCACUAUCAACCACCGACUCAGUCCAUAGUAUCUCAGCCUCUAUUGCCCUUGAAUAAUUACUAUUCGAUGAACGGCGGCGGCAGUAACGGUUCGACGGACGCCAUGGUGAACAGUGACGGUAAUUCCAACAGCAACUCGCCGGUACCGAGCCAGUACGACCAGCACUUCACGCCAUCCAUGUCGCAAUUGAUGGACCUUAGCAGUCCGCCGCAGCAGCAUCGCACGAUGUCGGUUUAUCCUCAUCAUUCUCAUCAAGCCGAUUACAACCAGUCCCAUCAAUUGGUAUUCAAGAAUGGGCAGGAACUCAAUUUCCAUCCUCAUCUUCACCCUCCUCUGGAUCCGAUGAUUACGGAUAAAAUCGUAAGGAAUUUCUCGCUGAGUUACGCUGAGCGGCGGCUGCAGUCGACCGAGAAUCCGUCGGAGUUCCUGCCGGAAUACGGCAAGAACAUGUGCGUAACGUCGCCGCCGCCGCAUUUCAUGUUUACGCCCGAAGGUUGCAACGGGGACGAGAUUAACGCGCCCGGCUCUGUUCAGUCGGUCCACGGCCAGGCUUCCUAUCACCCUACGGACAGUGUGAUGGAGUAUAAGCCUAACGUGGUGGAGUACAAGACCGAUCAGCAACAACAGGUGGUUGAUCAUCAUCCUCUUCAUCAUCGGAGAUACAACGGCGAGCAGAUGGAGGUGGAAUCGUUUGGCCAGAGUGUCCAAACGGAACCACCCUCAUCAUCUUCAUCGUCAACAUCAACGAGAGGUUACAGUGCCGCGAACGGCAUCAAGUCCGUCAAAAAAAGACGGAAAUUCAACGGCAACAACAACGUCAUUAGCAGUAGCAACAAUAAUAACAAUAACAGUAAAAACAACACGAACAAUAACAACGACGACGACGACGACGACGACGAUGACGAGGUCGACAGUGAGGCGAGUGCGGCAAGCACGACGAAGGGGAGAACACGAAGGAAAAAUGGUGCGACGGAUGCGGACAUCCAGAGCCAAAGAACGAUGGCGAACGUGCGGGAACGACAGCGGACGCAGAGCCUCAACGAAGCGUUCUCCGCCCUGAGGAAGAUCAUACCCACCCUGCCGAGUGACAAACUCAGCAAGAUCCAGACGCUGAAGCUAGCUGCCAGGUACAUCGACUUUCUCUAUCAUGUGCUGAAGACGAAUGUAGACGGCGGUGACAGCGGCGAAGAGACUACAAGGAGUGCGAGGAGCGCAAUCUUGGCUGCGAGGGAAAUGGCAUCGGCUCCCUGUAAUUAUGUGGCGCAUGAACGAUUGUCUUACGCCUUUAGUGUCUGGAGAAUGGAAGGGGACUGGAAAGGAGAUUCGAUCGAUAAGUAAUUGUUAAAUAGUUAUACAUAUAGGAUUUUUAUAAUACCAUUAUAUAUAAUAAAAUCUUACCGAGGUAAAAUUAGACACAGAAGAGAUCGCGGUAACAUUCGUGACUUCAGUGCGCGUUGUAAAAAGACGUUGUCUAUACGAAAUUUGUAAGAUUUUUUUUAUUUUUUCAAUAAAAUAAUUAUAAAAAAGUAUAAUAAAAAAACGUAUUUAUAAAGUGUUUUUGCGUCCGCACGCUGUGCACGUAAUGUUACUAAUACAUUUUGUUAAUUCUUUUCGUUUACCUUCAUAUGGAGGAAUAAAGAUCUCGAAAUUUGUUUGCGAUAUCGAUAAUCAUCAAUUUUAAUGCGAAAAGCAUGCACAUUCGAAACGGAAGCAAAUCGAGCGACGCAAAAAAGAAGAAAUGAUCGUUCGCCAGCAUUCUGUCCUGUACCUGUUUCAUGUGUGAAAUCUAUAAAAAUCUCCCCAAAGGGGAAAAAUCUAUAAAAUCUGUAAUUCUCCCGUUUCGCGCACACGCGUACGUAAAGUUAUUACAACGCGGAUUAAUUUCGCGCGCAUGCGGUAAUUACACGUUCUCUGCCUAGUUCUACCCUUUGAAACCUAAUCACGGCAGUUAAUUCUGUCCCCGUUAAUUUUGUGGCGUGGCCUCGUUCAUCUGUUCGCUCGUCCGCUCGCUCGCAAUAAUGUAAGCCAAUAUAUUACGUCUUCUCGUAGAGCUAUUAACGGCCCGACAAUCUCUCGAACGCGAUGCACAAGGCGAGGGAGCGUCGUCGCGAUGGCGACGUCACCUAGCUCUCGUGUGAAACGCGCUUAUUAGCUAGCGCCGCGUUAUGCACCUGCAUCAAUCAGCGAAAUGAUCUCGUCGCGGUAGCGCGAAUGCUCGCGACAUGAUGGAUCUUGCUCGCGGAUUAAAUCGGUACGUCUGAAUGCGACAAUCGUCGCUGCACAUCGUGUUCGUGCCUCGUACGAUGAGUCACUUUUUGCUCGUCAACUUCGUUGCUCCCAAAAGAGCUUCCCACAGGGUUUCCCAAAGAGAAAAUGGAAUUUCCAAAAUGGAGCUGAGAUUUUCACCAGUUUCCAUUUCUUUCGCUUUGGCUGUUUCUUAAAAAUCUCCAGGGGCAGCAUUUAUUCUCACAACGAAAUAAUUUCACGUAUACCAAUUAGAUACUAAUAAAACUAUCUUUAGUCGUUCCCAGUGGCGUAGCCAGACCUACGUUUGGGGGGGGGGGGGGCUAAAAAAUAUUUCUAUAUCUUUAAUGCUUCCUGUCGUCUCUUCCGAGGUGAUUUGCCCAUUCUUGAAUUGGUAUUCAUUCGAUGGGCGCUCAUUUGUACCCUGUGGAAAAGAAUAUGUACUAUCAACCACCGACUCAGUCCAUAGUAUCUCAGCCUCUAUUGCCCUUAAAUAAUUACUAUUCGAUGAACGGCGGCGGCAGUAACGGUUCGACGGACGCCAUGGUGAACAGUGACGGUAAUUCCAUGUGCGUAACAUCGCCGCCACCGCAUUUCAUGUUUACGCCCGAAGGCUCCAUCACCCUACGGACAGUGUGAUGGAUUGAUUUGCUGGGUUUGAUUACCAGGAGACAAGUGUGUCGGCUCUUCAUCUUCGCGUCCUUAUAUCCUCAGCCGGGGGAAGUUUUAAUUACGAGUAACGAUCCCACGAAUUCGCCCUCUAUCGUUGUUUUGUGGUGUUAUCUCGCGUAUCGGGGAUGUUUGUGAUUACGUCUCGCUCCGCAUAGUGGUCGACUGGCUGCCGGUUGUUAGGCGCCGAGUCGCCACACACUCCAAUAGAGUGACUUCAUUCACUUUAAGAUAAAAAGUGAAGAGUUUCACUCUUAUUUUUAAAGUAAAGACAUAAGCGCUCCAAACUUCGCUGUGUUUAGAGUGAAAUUGCCUUCCCAUUUCCCGGCGCACACGUAGACACAUGUACGCGAAUACGCGAUUCGCGCUUGUUGCGUUGUCAGCUUCACAUAUCACAUGCUAUGACGGUAGCUUUGCUGGAAAAGUUAAGUUUAGAUUCCCAACAAAUAUUCAUUUUUUCUUGAGACUUUUUCUUGGGUAUUGACUUAAAGUUUUUUGGGGGGGGUGCUUGAGCCCCUAUGCCCCCCCUGGCUACGCCACUGCCAAUUAGAUACUAAUAAAACUAUCUUUAAUCGUUCCUACCUUGCUAGACUUGCUGUAAUAUCAAAAGUAAAAGGAUAUAUCAAAAAAAGCAAUCGCGCGUCGAACCCUUCAGAAAUUAUCGAAUCGGGGAUAGUCCUAAGGGAGGAAUCGUAAGGGAUGAAUGACGAGGAGGAAGGGGAGGAGAAAGAGAAAGAGAAGAAUGAAAAAACCUUAACGAGUGCUUGUGGCGCCUAUUGGUCGGACACAAUAUUAUUUUUUUCCUUCACAAGAUGACGGUCUCACCGACGGAUACUUCAUCGCAUAUAACGCGUAUAAAACAUCCCGCCGCGACUUCGGGAUCCACGGCGCGGCACCGUGAAUAUUCCGAAUGGUGUUAGUUAUUUUAAACCGGUCAAAGCAAACUUUCGGGCACGUUUUACGCCGCUUAACGAAGACGCGUCGCGUUAAAGAACCGUCCUUCCCCGGCUCUUUAUUACAGCAGUGAAUCUUCGCGAAAAAAAGCGCGGUUGAGGACCGCCGGGAGAAAGAAAAAGAGGGAGGGAAUGUGUCAGAAAGAUUAUUUGGAGACAAAAAUUCUUAUAUCAUAUAUAUAUAUAACAAUUUUUAAAUUAGUUGUACACAAUAGCUAUUAAGUUAUAGAAUAAUGUUUAAGUGACGUUAGGAUGUUGGUCGAAUAUUUAAAUGAUGAUAAAAUUCGCGCUGUCAGGCACAUCGCACUGAAUAAAUUUCAUGAUGGUAAUUGAUACUAGAUAGACAUUGUUACAAACGACACAGUCCCUGUUCUCAUAUCUCUACUUUCUCUUCGCUUCGUAUGCGAGUUCAAUUAACCGAGAUCUAAGCGAACGUAAACGAGCGGAAUUUGCGCGAUUAGCGUCAGCCGUCGCUGGAUUUCCUCGUUAUUCUGCUAACGUUAAUUGGCAUGGUAAAAACAUUUAUCAAUGUUGCGGCCGGCGAAAGUUCUGUGAGGGAAUCUCGACAGAGGGGAGGGAGAAGAGCACCGCGCUGCCGUCUUUUUUUUUAUUCGUCGCGCAACGUGCCGGUGCCCACCAUAAAUCUCUUUGAAUUCAAUUAGCCAAGACACAUUUCCAACGUUCGGCGUCUCCCUCCGGGUCUUUUAGGGAACCUCCGAUGAUGCCCUCCACCGACGCUACAAAAACAAACCCGCUGCGUCCCCUCUCUUCUUCAUCUCCGCGCGCAAGGCGUUCAAAUUAAAAAAUUCAAAUUGAUUUAAAUUUUUAUAUUGUAUAUAUUAUAAUAUUAUAAGUAUAUUUAAAUUCUUAAAAAUUCGUUCCGCGGGUGUCAGAUAAUUCGGACACGGGUUCACCGUUGACUUGAUAAUCGAUCUAUUCGACCGCGAUCGCGAGUUGCCGAUCAGACGAGAAUUUCUUUGAAUAAUAGUUAAGAAAAGCAAAAUGUGAGAAAGAACCGUGAGCGAACGUUACAGAAUAUAUAAUUCUCGCGUCGCUUCGCGAAGACAUGAAUGAUUUUUAGUCUGCUCUGCAACAGCGAUUAAUUUUGAUGAUUACGACCAACGGAAACACUCCCUCGCGAGUCUGCUCGAGGGAAGCCGACCUUUUCGGACACCCGAUGCAUCCGUGACGGUCGCGGCGGCGGCAAAAGAAAGAUGUCGAGAAUGACCGUGACAGCUGCUUCAUUUUGCGGGGGCCUAGACAACGAGCUGUGCAGCGAUCCAAGGACGAUCCUGCCUCUUCUCUCUUUACUUUUUCUUCUUUUUCUCCGUGUGAUCUCCUCCCACUCCCAUGUUGCCGGUAUAAUUGCUAGUAUUUCCAAAAA